This is a messenger RNA of Daktulosphaira vitifoliae (grape phylloxera), 4427 nucleotides long. RefSeq lists its product as uncharacterized. Gene Ontology annotation, molecular function: oxidoreductase activity, acting on paired donors, with incorporation or reduction of molecular oxygen; heme binding; iron ion binding. Lineage: Eukaryota; Metazoa; Arthropoda; Insecta; Hemiptera; Phylloxeridae. The coding region runs from base 19 to 3912 and encodes 1297 amino acids. The transcript is spliced from 30 exons. The record is from RefSeq and is a predicted model, not a curated record.
UUACUAACAACAAUAAUUAUGUUGUUCGAAUACUCAUUUAUUUAUCAAUAUUUUAUUCUUUUCAUAGUUUUUAUACUUAUUUGUAUACAUUUUUUUUUCUUUCGUAAUGAAAUUGAAAUCGAACAAAAAAAACGAUUGUCACAACUCCCAACUGUAACAAAAUCUUUUUGGGAUGUUUUGGCUUAUUCGUUAAAAUUUGGCAGUUUAAAACCUCCAGAAAUUUUACCAUUUAUCGCUAACAUUCUUAAAACCAAAGGUCAGCUUGUGUUAGUAAGACUUAUGUUACGGAACUAUAUUCUUAUAAAUGACCCAGAAGAUGUGAAGGUUUUGUUGUCCAGUACCCAACAUAUUACUAAAGGUCCGGAUUACAAAUUAAUUGAACCGUGGCUAAGUACAGGACUUUUAACAAGUACAGAUGAAAAAUGGCACAUGCGAAGGAAAUUAUUGACAAAUACCUUCCACUUUAAAAUAUUGGAAAGCUAUAUGCCAGCUUUGAAUAAACACUCAAACAUAUUAGUAAAAAACCUUAUAAAGCAAUCUGACGAUAAUAAAAUUGUAAAAAACAUGGAUAAUCAUAUUACCCUUUGUGCGCUUGAUGUUAUUGGUGAAACAAUAAUGGGUAUUAAUUUGAAAUCUCAAGAAGGAGAAUCAAUUAAAUACGUCAAAUCAAUUAAAACUGUAAGCAAUAUAAUAAUUAAAAGAAUAUUCACAUUUUGGUUAUGGAAUGAUACUGUCUUUAACUUAAGCAAGAAUGGAAGAGAAUUUUAUAAGGCAUUAAAAGUGUUACAUACAUUUACAGAAAACGUUAUUAAUGAAAAACGACAUCAAUUGAAAAUUCAGGAAAAUAAAAUCCAAGAAAACGAUGGAAAUAAAAAAGUUAAAUUCUUCAUGGACUUGUUAAUUGGCAUAUCCGAUGAAAAUCCAAAUGUGAUGACAGAUGCUGAUAUCCGUGAAGAAGUCGACACAUUUUUGUUUGAAGGACACGAUACAUCUUCAAUAGCCAUAACGAUGGCUCUUAUUCAACUCGGGUUAAAUAAAAAUAUGCAGGUUAUAUUACCUAGCAUGAAACACAUAACCAAAGGACCAGAUUACAACGUGUUGAGACCAUGGCUAAAUGAAGGACUACUAACAAGCACCGGUAUCUAUUAUGAUAAAAAUGCAAAAAAAUCGAAUUUUUCUGAAAAAUGUACUGCAAAUAAUGAAAAAUGGCAUUGGAGAAGAAAAUUAUUGACUAAUACUUUUCAUUUUAAAAUCUUAGAAUCAUAUAUUUCUACUUUAAAUAAGCAUUCCUAUAACUUGAUGCAAAAUCUUAAAAAAGCGUCAAAAGACAGCCAGUGUGUGUCAAAAAUAAACUCACAUGUCACUCUCUGUUCAUUGGACAUAAUUUGUGAAACAAUCAUGGGAGUAAAUUUAAGAUCCCAAGAAGGAAAAUCAAGCGAGUACGUAUCAGCCAUUAAAACAGUGAGCAAAAUUUUGAUAAAAAGAAUUUUUAGAUUUUGGCAAUGGAAUGAAACACUAUUUAAGUUAAGUAAAAGUGGAAGAGACUUCGAGAAAUCAUUAAACAUUUUACACAAGUUUACAGAAAACGUCAUAAAAGAAAAACGCAAAUUAUUUUGUAACGCAAAAAUUGAGAUGGAGGAGAAACAUGAAAAUAUAGCACAAGAAGAAAUAAAAAGAGUUUGUUUUUUGGACUUAUUAAUUGGAAUAUCCCUUGAAAAUCCAACUUUAAUGGCCGACAGUGACAUUCGCGAAGAGGUAGACACAUUUUUAUUUGAAGGACAUGAUACAACUUCUAUUGCUGUAACAAUGGCACUCAUUAAUCUGGGACUAUAUCAAAAUAUACAGAAUUUGGUUAGACAAGAACUAGAUGAUAUUUUUAAAGGCAGCAAUCGUGAAAUCACCAUAAAUGACCUUAAAAAAAUGCAUUAUUUGGAAAGAGUAAUCAAGGAAACUUUAAGGCUGUAUCCAAGUGUACCAGGAAUUACGAGGAAACUAAAUAGCCCUCUUCAUUUAAAAAAAUACACAAUACCUUCGAAUACAGUCGUGGCAAUUGGAUUUUGGUUACUACACCGAAAUGAAUCGUUUUUCCCAAAUCCAGAAGAGUUCAACCCUGAUCGAUUUUUACCUAAUAUUGAACGUCAUCCAUAUGCAUUCUUACCUUUCAGUGCUGGGCCUAGAAAUUGUAUAGGCCAGAAGUUUGCCAUGUACCAAAUAAAAACAAUGUUGGCUACAGUUUUACGAAACAUGAAGGUGAAAACUCUAGGAACAAAAAAUGAUAUAAAACUAAGCGCUGAAUUAGUAUUGAGAGCUAAUGACCUACCACCUAUAAAAUUCAAUACUAUACAACAUUAUGUUAUUGGCAAAAUAAUGUUAGAAUUAUAUUUUUUGAAUGUAUUAUGGCUUGUUAUAUAUGCCGUAAUAUCAUGUUUUGUCAUGAGUGUUUGUAGAAAUAUUUAUUUUCCAACAAAGGAGCAAAAAUUAUUAGAUAAACUACCGUCUAUGACAAAAGGAUUUUGGAAUUUCAUAAAAGUAUCAUUCGAGUUGGGUUUAACAGAACCUUCUGGGUUACUUUCAUUUUUCUUAAACGCUGAAAAAAAAUAUGGUCGAAUUUUCCAUAUAAAUCUUAUGGGACGCCCCUAUGUAAUAAUAUCAGAUCCAAAAGAUUUAAAAAUAGUUUUAUCCAGUACACAACAUAUAACUAAAGGACCAGAAUAUAACAUGGUGAAGCCUUGGCUAAAUGAAGGACUUUUAAUAAGUGCAGGUUCAAAAUGGUUUACACGUCGAAAGUUACUCACAAAUACGUUUCACUAUCAAACGUUGGACAUGUAUAUGCCUGCAAUAAACAAACAUUCGCAAAUUUUAACAAAAAAAUUGCUUGAAGUGUCUCAAAAUGAAAAAAAAAUUAAUAUUAAAGAGUACAUAAUACUGUGUUCUUUGGAUAUAGCUUGUCAAACAAUUAUGGGUGUUAAUAUGAGGUCACAAGAAGGACAGUCACAAAAUUACGUCAAAGCAACUAAAAGCGCAUCUAAGGCAUUGACUGAAAGGAUUUUUAAAUUUUGGCUAUGGAAUGAUUUUAUAUUUAAGUUAAGUAAGUCUGGCAAAAUGUUUUAUGCGUCUGUUGAUGUACUACAUCGUUAUACCGAAGAUAUUAUCAAAAAAAAACGAAUAGCUUUAAGUGAAAAAAAAAACAACAAAACCUCAGAAGAAGAUAUCACUACUGCAAAAUCGAAAAAAAUAUCUUUUUUGGAACUCCUCAUUAAAAUGUCUGACGAAUAUCCAAAUCAAAUGACUGAUAAUGAUAUUAAAGAAGAAGUAGAUACUUUUCUUUUUGAAAGUCAUGACACAACUUCAAUCAAUCUUACCGUAGUUUUAUUACUAUUAGGAAUUUACCAAGAUAUACAAAAAUUAGUUCGAGAUGAAUUGUAUAUUAUAUUUGGUGAUUCGGACAGAGACGCGACAAUGGAAGACAUUAAUAAUAUGAAAUACUUAGAAAACGUGAUAAAAGAAUGUCUAAGGAUUUAUCCUAGUGUACCACAAAUAACCCGUCAAUUAAAUGAUGAUCUACAGUUAAGCAACUACAUUAUACCUCGGAAUACAGUGUUGUCUAUAUUACCAUACGUAAUCCAUCGUAAUGAAGAAUUAUAUCCAGAUCCUGAAAAAUUUGAUCCUGAAAGAUUUUCGGACGAAGAUAAUAAAUCAAAAUUUUUGUUUGGGUAUUUACCAUUUAGUGCUGGACAAAGAAACUGUAUUGGACAAAAAUUUGCAAUGCUUCAGAUCAAAAUUGUAAUUUCCACUAUAUUACGACGUCUAAACUUUAAAACAUUAGGAACUAGGGAUGAUAUAAAGAUAAGUUCCGAAUUACUGAUAAGAUUCGACUCGUUACCAGAAAUGGAAUUUUCUUUGACUGAAUAACAAUAAUAUAAUCUACUAAUCAAUAUUUUAUUUCCAUAAAAAAUUAAAAUAUUAAAAUCUAUAUUUAACAAUAAAAUAACUUUAAAAUAUUUUAAUCUUAUAAAUAUUUGAUAUUAUAAAAAGUUAUGUAGCUUAAAAUAUUUUGCUGUAGUAGAUAAUAUAAAACACAUUUGAAAUGUUAUUUCAUAAAUCACUUGAUCCAUAACUAUUAAUAUUCUUUAAUCAAUACUAAAAAAUAAAAUAAUUCAUUUAUAUUUUUAAACUAUUUUACAAAAUACUUUGAAAUUAACUAAAACUCCAAACUUAAGGAUUUUAUACUGCUAUUUUACGCAAAUUUAUGUAGUUUAUACAAAGCCGUCAAAGGAAUGUUAAAUUUUUUAAUACUUUCAAAUAGAUUUAUUAUCUUUUAAUUUUUUUAUAUUAGUCACGUGUACGUGUUUGAAAUAUGAUGUAACAGCUAGAAAAAUUCUAGCUUAAAUAGAAUGUAAUUUAAAAAUAAUUUUUGUUUUUUAAUA